GAUGACAAGAAGGAGAAUCAAAAGAAGAUGCCUCAGUCAGGCACAUCUUCUGUGCUAAGUGAUGAGUUCCAUUGGGAAAAUUACUUGAAAGAGACUGGAUCUUUGGGUGCUCCUUCAGAGUGUUUCAGACAGUCUAAGGUUCCACCAGCUAAUGAAUUCAAAGUUGGCAUGAAAUUGGAAGCCCAUGACCCUCGCAAUAUGACUUCAAUAUGUAUAGCCACAGUCGUCGGAAUUACUGGUGCCAGGCUACGUUUAAGACUGGACGGUAGUGACAACAGAAAUGAUUUUUGGAGGCUUGUUGAUUCUCCAGACAUACAGCCUGUUGGGACAUGUGAAAAGGAAGGGGAUUUACUUCAGCCUCCACUGGGGUACCAAAUGAAUGCAUCAUCUUGGCCAAUGUUCCUGUUACGAACACUGAAUGGAUCUGAAAUGGCACCUGCAACAUUGUUCAAGGAGGAACCACCAAAGCCACCUCUAAACAAUUUCAAAGUAGGGAUGAAACUUGAAGCCAUUGAUAAAAAGAACCCUUAUAUGAUCUGCCCUGCAACUGUUGGAGAUGUUAAAGGAGAUGAAAUUUACAUCACAUUUGAUGGCUGGAGUGGAGCUUUUGAUUAUUGGUGCAAGUACGAUUGUCGAGAUAUUUUCCCAGUUGGGUGGUGUCGACUGACAGGAGAUGUAUUACAACCACCUGGAACUCAUGUGCCUGUUACAAAGAAUAUAGCAAAAGCACAGUCUUCUCUUCCCAAAGAGGCCCCACGUUCAAUGCCGUCUCCACAGAAAACUGCUAUAAUAUUACCAACACAACAGAUCAGGAAAUCAAGUCGGACUAAACCACCUCUACAUUCUUCAGUCCCCAAGAAGGGAAGUUCUGCUAAAAAUAUCACACCAAGGAAAAAAGCCCCCAAAAAGGAAAAAUUUAUUCCUGUUUUGUGUUCUACAUCUUCAGCUUCUAUAAAUUCCCUACUGAGAGAUCGUCGUGCUUAUGAUAGGGAUGCCACUGCUGGAGCAUCUAAAAUAGUGAUGUCUACAGUCUGUGUCUAUGUAAACAAACAUGGAGACUCUGGUCCUCACCUGGAUCAGAAGAAAAUCCAGCAGCUGCCUGACCACUUUGGUCCAGGCCCAGUGAAUGUGGUCCUCCGGAGGACUGUGCAGGCCUGUGUGGAUUGUGCCUUUCAAAGUAAGACUGUUUUUGGAUUUCUUAAGCCAGAUCAUCGUGGAGGAGAAGUGAUAACUGCCUCCUUUGAUGGGGAAACUCAUUCUGUCCAGCUGCCCCCAGUGAACAGUGCAUCAUUUGCUCUUCGCUUUCUUGAGACCUUGUGCCACAGCUUGCAGUGUGAUAACCUUUUGAGUAGCCAGCCUUUUAGCUCUUACAGAGGUAAUACUCAGAGUCCUACAGAGCUUGAUAAAAGUGUACCAGUAAAAGAAGACAUAACAGAAAAGAAAAGCCCCAAACGGCCUUCUCAGGAACCUUUACCUUAUGUUCCUGUGUCACCUAAGUUCCCCAAAACAAAGGUGCAUGCUUCUACAGAAGAAUCAUUGUCUUCUGAAGGAAAUGGCAUGCUCAAGGAAGAGAAGCUUCCUGAAGAUUCCAAAAGCCCACCACUAAAUCCAGCAAGUUCUUUAAAUCCUGACAGCAGAAAUCCUAUAAGCAUUCAUACUGCAGUCUCCGGGGAUUUUUCUCAAAGUGUGCCAGGCACCUCAAGUUCAGCACUGGUGGGAACUAAAUCUACCAAGAGUGGUCAAUAUGAAGUUAAAGUCCAAACGCAGAAGAAAAGUGAAGCUCCAAGUUAUAUAGCUGUACCUGACCCCAGUGUCCUGAAACAAGGCUUCUCUAAGGACCCUUCAACCUGGUCUGUGGAUGAAGUGAUACAGUUUAUGAAACAUAAAGAUCCUCAAAUAUCAGGCCCCCUCGCCGACCUCUUCAGGCAACAUGAAAUUGAUGGGAAGGCUCUGCUACUACUCAAAAGUGAUAUGAUGAUGAAGUACAUGGGGCUGAAGCUGGGCCCAGCAUUAAAGUUGUGUUACUACAUUGAAAAACUUAAAGAAGGAAAAUACAAUUAAAAAGAUGUUUAUGUUUAGA
Hyaena hyaena (striped hyena) is the source of this 2080-nucleotide messenger RNA. It is a transcript of the gene SCML2, whose product is annotated as Scm polycomb group protein like 2. Gene Ontology annotation, biological process: regulation of DNA-templated transcription. Gene Ontology annotation, cellular component: nucleus. The transcript is spliced from 13 exons. The coding region runs from base 28 to 2061 and encodes 677 amino acids. Gene Ontology annotation, molecular function: protein binding. The record is from RefSeq and is a predicted model, not a curated record. NCBI's taxonomy places the organism in Eukaryota, Metazoa, Chordata, Mammalia, Carnivora, Hyaenidae.